Messenger RNA from Brassica oleracea var. oleracea, 888 nucleotides. RefSeq lists its product as uncharacterized. Bases 1 to 888 code for a protein of 295 amino acids. NCBI's taxonomy places the organism in Eukaryota, Viridiplantae, Streptophyta, Magnoliopsida, Brassicales, Brassicaceae. The transcript has a single exon. The record is from RefSeq and is a predicted model, not a curated record.
AUGCCGAGCUCUAAAGAAUACAUGUCAUCGUACAUAUGGCAACGAGCUCUGCCCCAGAUAUCGACAUGGUCAUCGAGGAAACAAGAAGGACUCUAUUUACAAAAAAUUGCCAGCGUGAGGCUGCAUCAUGUUGGGAAAUUAAAAUUCCCUAAAUACGCAGGAAACACGGACCCAAAGGCGCACGUACGAGCCUUCUGUCUAGCAAUAUCAAGAGUACACCUCACCGACGACGAAAAGGAGGUCGGUUACUGUCGCUUCUUCGCCGAGAACCUCACGGGGGCCGCCCUCGAAUGGUUCGCCGGAAUAGAAGAAAACUCGAUUGACAAUUUCACCCAGUUGGUAUCUACGUUCCUCAAACAGUACUCAGUCUUCAUAGAAACAAGAGUUACCGAGGCAGAUCUUUGGAAUCUCAAGCAAGCGCCUUUUGAGCCGUUGAGAGCGUACAUAAAGAAGUUCCGAGAAAUCAAAGCCAAGAUUUCGCAUCCAAACGAAGUCGUCACCUUGGCAGCAUUGAAGAAUGGCGUUUGGUUCUCAUCCAAAUUCAGGGAAGAACUCGCAGUAGAAUCAUCUAUGUCGUUGGAUGACGCCUUACACCGAGCUUCUUACUUUGCCACCCACGAGGAGGCGGUCACAGCCUUAAAGGAGCAGUAUAGCACGAACAAGAAAAAUGCAGCCAAAAAGCCAACCAAAGGGCAACAUUCCUACGCAAUAAAAAACUCACAGCAAAAAUCUUCAACAUACGACCUCAGCAAAUAUUGUUCUUUUCAUGACCACAAAGGCCACUCGACUGAAGAAUGUCGAGCAGCGCUUCCCAGUCAGAACGAAAAUAAAAAAAACCAGCGAAGAAACCAGAGAGGAAGAGGAAGAGCCAGUGACUCCAAAACCUAA